GGCGGCGUUUUCCCAAUCAACGGUGGCCAAAUGGGGGCUAAUGCUAAGUGAGCUAACCGCUGCGUGUAUGUGUGCGAGUGAGUGAGGCAAGUGCGUCGGCUGUUUGUGCCGCCUAAGUGCAGCCCCACAACCAGACGAGCCUCUCGCAUUAUUUGUGUCGGGCGAGCGACGUUCCAACCACAUAAAAGGAUGAAGAAUGCGUAAAAGCGACACCGGGACAUUAGCGAGCUAUGGCACCCGUCCGGACUGACUGACUGAGCGGCCAACGAGACGACGGGGACGGUCAGUCACUGAUCGCCUACCGGUUGAUCCACAAGUUGCAUUCCCAGCGCCAUGGAUUCAGAGCAAUACAAGGUAGAGCCACACUACAUAGACGGCGGCGGCCACUGGCACGUGACGGCGAAAGCGGGAGACUCGGACUCCAGGACACGAGACGGGGACGGCGGCUGGAGGCUCUUGGAAGUGUCGCUUUCCGGAGGCGCGCCGUGGGGUUUCACGCUCCGCGGCGGUCUGGAGCAUCGCGAGCCCCUGCUCAUCACCAAGGUGGAGGAGGCCAGCAAGGCGGCAGCUGUGGGCCUGGAGGCGGGAGAUGAGCUCGUCAACAUUAACGAGAUUCCCCUGAGCGGCUUCAGGCAGGAGGCAAUCUGCUUGGUGAAAGGAUCCCACCGGACACUCAGUCUCAUGGUGAAAAGGAAUAUGAAAAUGGUGGACAUUGUAGCUCACAAAAUGCCCUCAGAGAAUGACGUGCAUGUGGCCCGAAGCUUCCUUACCAAGAUUUUGCGAAGUUCCAUGAGGCGCAGUGAACCCAUAAGCAGGCCGCACUCCUGGCACUCCACUAAGUUCAACGAAGGCCAGUCCGAGUCAGCCAAAACGCAGCCGUCUCCACCCUCGGCGGCAGUGUGGCACACCUCAUACGAUGCGAGUUCAUCAUCAACUGACCUCUCCUCCGGUUGGGAGCAAACCAACCUCUGCAGGGUUUCCGAUCAGUUCAGCUCUCUUGGCAGCAUGGACAGCCUUGAACACGUCCCCCACCCAUACCUGGCCGGUCAGCUGUCCCCAUCAAAGUCCAACAACAGUAUGGAGCACCUCGGCGGCGGCGGUGGAGGCGGCAAACGAGACUCUGCAUACAGCUCCUUCUCCACGAGCUCUGGCACUCCAGACUUCACGCUUUCCAAGAGCAACGCGGCUUCCACCGAGAACGUCCUGUACAAAGUCAGCCAGUGGGAUGCCGGAGUGAGGCCCAUCAAUGGCAGGAUCGGCCAAAGUAUGAUAGAGGGAGUCAAACAGGACGACAGGCUGACGUACUUUCAGAUGCCGGGAGGCUGCGACAGCCCCCAAAUUGACGACCAGGCUGACUCCCGCCACUGUGCUUCUGGUAGAACGAGUUACGGACCAGUAUGGCACGUUCCUGAGAAAAAGAAGACCUCCUCCCCUUCACCUCCACCGCCGCCCCCACCGGCUCGCAGUGACAGUUUUGCAGCCACCAAGGAACGAGGGCUCGUCGUAGCUAACCCUGAGCCCAAUUCACGUAUCCCAGUAAAGCCCUCUGUUGAAGAUCGCAGUGGCCAGAACCCAUCCCCGAAAAACGACAAGGCUAGUUUUUACUCUCACGGGCAAUUCAGCUCAAACAAGCAGCACUCCCUCUCCAGCUGUGAUGUUCGGCAAGGUCAUCCAGCACAUCAUAGACACCAUGGCGACAAAAGUACUUUUCCCGCACAACCGUUUCCCGCUACUGCUCCCAAGCCACUAAACGUCGGGGGCUACUUCUCCAGCAUGCAGGAGCUCCCCACUAACGGUUCUGCUCAACCCGUCGGCCAGAACCUGAGGAGGAAUUUGAGCACAUCCCAAGCGAUUGCUCCCAAAGACCCAAUUAUUGACAGCAGCGGGCACAGCCGGUACUACUGUGUCACUACAUGUCAGCCUACUUCGGGGAAACCAGACGACAGGAAAAGUUCUGACACCCUCAACCUGGCCCAGAUUGGAAAGGAGCAAAAUUCUCUUAGCCCACAAGUAGUCACCAAAGCAAAAUAUCAUCUUUCUCCACAACAGCAGUACUCCUCGAAUGGUAGAGAGACUAACGGAUACAGCAAACACCAUGCUACCUCUGCUCUAGACACCGUGCCCCCUAAAGCCAUUGGUGACGACCUAAGGAGCCAGAGGGGACAAAGUUUACAAAAUGAAGAGGCUCCGUACGCAAGUUGUCCCCCGAUCAGACUCUCUGACCAACGGCGGUCCCUUCCUCUGCAGCACAGAGAAUUCAAACAAGAUACGAGACACCACAGCCAGGCCAGCGAUAACAUUUGCCCUAAGGCUACGCCCAUGCUCCAUUCGUUGUCCAUGGAUGCCAAGGGCGAGACCUCGAAAGGCGCAGACCCGGCGGAGACGGUCGAGUCCAAACAGAUGCGACGCAACGACCGCUUUGCCACCACCUUAAAGAGCGAAAUUCAGAUGAGGAGAGCCAAGCUGCAGAAGAGUAAGAGUGCGGCGACUCUGCCCGACGAGAACCAAGACGACCACUCUAAUCAGAGCUCCACCCCCAGGUUGGCAGACAGCCCCUUCACAAACACCUACAAGGAUAACUUGAAGGAAGCACAAGCUCGGGUGCUUAAAGCUACUUCCUUUAGGAGGAAAGAUCUGGAGCCUGUGUUGGUGGAACACCCGUCAGCUGAAGCCAUACCCAAUUACCCGUCCUCAGUGAUGGCUAAGAAAGAUGUCACUCCUCUUCCAACACUGUCGGAGGGCGGGACCAGUAAAUCUGGGCCUUUGCGCAUUGGUGGACGAAAGCGCUUUGCAGCAGAAAAGAAGGUAAGGUCCUUCUCUGAACCGGACAAAAUCCAUGAAGUCGGAGUAAAAGAAGAAGAAGAAGAAAACACAAGCUCUUCCCUGGACCAACAAAAUAGAAAAUUGACUGACCCCAAUCCCAGCAGUUCCACGGUCCGAGGUUCUCCCGGUGAAACGGAAACCGCGCUGAAAGGGACAAGAAGCAAUGACGGCGCCCAGAGUGGUCCAACGUACUCCGUUCUGGACCAGCAACGAUUAGGCACCUUUGCCGAGUACGAGGCCAGGUGGAACGUCCAGAAGAAACCUCCAGAGACAAGGGCCUCUGGACUAUUCCGGUCGGCCGACAACAUUCUGGAUCCUGGCUCGGAGGAGAGGGUGAAACCUGCCUGUUUCCAUGAGAGGUCCCGAUCUUCACCCUCUGCUGACUUCUACGGACAGACACCUCAUGUCCCUGCAAUAACACCGGAGAAGCAAAAUUCCCAGAUGGAUGUUCAACCUGCUGGGUCACUCAACUCUGCCUCAAGCUGCCCGGAGGACUGCAACGUGAGAGAGAAGCCUGCCGAGUGCGAGCGACCUCCUCCGGUGACGGGACACAGAUUCUCUACGACGACUACAGCCGCCGUCAACCACAGAGCAGCGGAGCCGGGCCGCUCUCAGGUCACGGACCGCGCCAAGCCUCCCCCGCCCAGAUGCCCCGACGACAACCCCGACGAGUCGACGCUUCUCCAAAGUCACGCCCCGAACGGCGAGGCUAAAAAGGCAGACGGCAAAGCGCAAGUCGGCGCAGUAGCGCGUCACACGCCAGCGCCCGCUUCCUCCUACAGGACGCCGGCUGCCAUGGAGGCGCGGCGCUCUCCUUCCCCGCAGUUUUCCCCGCAGCGACUGAGCGACAAGCCUCCUGUCUCACUGCAGGACCAAGACUCUAACGGGAUGGAAAACGGGACGGAAAAGCCAAGCAGCGUGGUAAAGAAAGUUCCCGUCAGGAUCGUGCGCUCGGAGGGAAUGCCGGAGAAGGAGAACGCGGGGACCUUUCCGCGAACCGACGAGGCAUCUGUGGCCGGAACAGGGGGUCCUGAUAUUAGCAAGCUCGGCAGCCUGGGAGCCGGCGGACAGGAUUCGGUCUUCUGCGCUUUCACUCGGCAGAAAGAACCCGACGAACCCGGUGUGACUUCGGAGGAGCCCAAGACGGACGCGACCCCGAGAAUGUCGGAGGAGCAGAAGAGAGAGGAGCUGGCCCGCGACAUCAUGGACAAGGACAAGUCGCUGGCUGACAUCCUGGACCAGAGCAAGAUGAAGACUACCAUGGACCUGAUGGAGGGCCUGUUUCCACAGGGCGAGCAGCUGCUGGAAGGAGCUCACCAGCGCAGGAAAGCGCCCCCCAAACCCCCCAAUGCCGCCCGGCACGCUGAGGAAAGGGAGAAGGAGGACAGUAUGGCGGCGGUUGCCAUGGUGACCAGCUCCGCGUACUACAGCACGUCGGCCCCCAAAGCCGAGCUUCUCAUCAAGAUGAAAGACAUGCAGGAGCACAACGAGGACUACGACGACUCGGAGGACGAACUGGACAUGGAUCUGGCCAACAAGAAGGCCUUUGAUCUGGUGCAGCAAGAACUGAUGGACAGCCUGAGCAAGAAGCUGCAGGUCCUGCGCGAAGCCCGCCAGAGCCUGCAGGAGGACGUGCUGGACAACAACGCGCUGGGAGACGAGGUGGAGGCGCGCGUCCAACAGGUGUGCAAGCCCAACGAGCUGGACAAGUUCCGCAUGUUCGUGGGCGACCUGGACAAGGUGGUGAGCCUGUUACUGUCGCUGUCGGGCCGCCUGGCCAGGGUGGAGAACGCCCUCAACAGUCUGGACGAGGACGCCGCGCCCGAGGAGAGACGCACGCUGACGGAGAAGCGCAAGCUGCUGAUCCGGCAGCACGAGGACGCCAAGGAGCUGAAGGACAACCUGGACCGUCGCGAACGGGCCGUCUACGACAUCCUGGCCAGCUACCUGCCCGAGGACGGCAUGGCCGACUACGAGCACUUUGUCAAGAUGAAGUCGGCGCUCAUCAUUGAGCAGCGCAAGCUGGAGGACAAAAUCAAGCUGGGCGAAGAGCAGCUCAAGUGCCUGCUGGACAGUCUGCCCAUUGAGCAGCGCUUGGACUUUUGAGACGCUUGAAGUGCACCUCGCGUCCACCGGGGGCCGCCGGAGACUUAAGUAUUUCCCAGUCGGCCCCAGCAGAGCUUCCUUGAGAAAAAUGCUGCUUGUUCCUGGCACCUGUGUUGAAUACAGUGAACCCCUGUUUAUCGUUAGGGGAACAUUGCAGGACCCACCCAUGAUACAGGGAAUUCCACGAUGUAAAGAGACCAUAUACAAAACGUCUUUGGGUUUUUUCCCGGCACAUAAAACAAAAGAGAAGUCAACAUUGUACAGUGGUGCCUUGAGAUACAAGUGCCCCAAUUUUUAUUUAUUUAAAUGUUGUCAAGAUGUUUAGUACCGUGGAACGGUGGACGACUGGUUAGAGCGUCUGCCUCACAGUUCUGUCGACCGGGGUUCAAUCCCCGGCCCCGCCUUUGUGGAGUUUGCAUGUUCUCCCCGUGCCUGCGUGGGUUUUCCUCCCACAUCCCAAAAACAUGCAUGGUAGGUUGAUUGAAGACUCUAAAUUGCCCGUAGGUGUGAAUGUGAGUGCGAAUGGUUGCUUGUUUAUGUGUGGCCUGCGAUUGGCUGGCAACCAGUUCAGGGUGUACCCCGCCUCCUAGCCAAUGAUAGGUGGGAUAGGCUCUUGUAAGGAUGAGCGGCUCAGUAAAUGGAUGGAUGGAAGUUACCGUCCAACUAAACGUAAAACAAAAUAGAAUUUCCCAUUGUGUAUUCAAAACAACCGCACAACUUUGCCUUCCGCUAGCUUAAUGCUAACACACAAUGCAAAACGCCAUAGACGGACUAAUGAAUAGCAUCGAUAGUGGUGCUGUUACAAUUCUUUCAGCAACGGAUAUUUGAAUACAAACGGUGGAUCGACACAUAGGUAGACAAUAUAACAAUACGGCAAUACUCAGGCAUAUUUUAUCCUCUGUGAAAAACGUCUAAUAUUACUGCAGCUUACUGCGUUACAGUAUCUUUGACACUAUUCUUCCUUCGUGUCUGGAAUCCAUGACACAACUCCAAAUUUGCCAGACAACUGUAAAAACCCAUUAAAAAAAAAAUUAAAAAAAAUAAUCAUUUUUCAAUUUAAAAAAUCAGCCUUUACGGCAAGGACGUAAACGGCGAUACACAGGGGGUUCACUGUAUCUUUUUUUUGUUUUGUUUUUUUGUUUUUUUUUAGUAAUUUAUUGUAGCCUUCGGAUUGGCACAGCAGACGGACAACUUUUUUGCGCUUGGAGCCGCCACGUGACCUCGACAUAACCACUAUUUAUCGUCUUUUCACGCCACGCAUUUCAUUUUUUUAUUUUUUUUUUUGUCAACAGUUAGUGGCCUUGAAGCGAGAUCCCUAUGUGACUGCCUCCCCCUUGUUGUUGACAAUUUAGAGAGCACUUGGCCACACAAGAGACGCACUUGACAUUCAGCGACAAGUGCCUGCCGCCCGGCGCCCACCGCACUGACGCCAACGUCCUCCCAAGGCCGUGCUAAAUUGAAGAAAUGUUUAUUGUUCUAUGUUAUGAACACCUGUGACUUUUUAUAACAGUUCCUCUGAGUUGUUUUGUUCUUUUAGAAUUGCACGGUGAGCCGGAUCAAAGUGGUAUAUGUCCCACGGGCUGUACGUUGCGCACCCCUGUUUUCAAGGCCCUCCUGUGUGUCGUUUUCACGCAGACAUUAGUUGCCACACCAUAAGCAUUCCCAACCUGCUUGAAGAUUAAA
Messenger RNA from Phycodurus eques (leafy seadragon), 6612 nucleotides. RefSeq names its product shroom family member 2a (gene shroom2a). NCBI's taxonomy places the organism in Eukaryota, Metazoa, Chordata, Actinopteri, Syngnathiformes, Syngnathidae. The transcript has 12 exons. Gene Ontology annotation, molecular function: actin filament binding. Gene Ontology annotation, biological process: actin filament organization. Gene Ontology annotation, cellular component: adherens junction; apical junction complex; cortical actin cytoskeleton. Bases 334 to 4929 code for a protein of 1531 amino acids. The record is from RefSeq and is a predicted model, not a curated record.